Molecule: messenger RNA, 964 nt
Organism: Ooceraea biroi (clonal raider ant)
Lineage: Eukaryota; Metazoa; Arthropoda; Insecta; Hymenoptera; Formicidae
Product: proline-rich protein 4
Source: RefSeq, a predicted model, not a curated record
GACCUUUGGGACAUACGGUCACUCGACGCUCGACUCCAUGCACCACCAUUAGCCCCAUAAAGACAUCAACAUGAAUCAGAUAAUUCUCUUAUUGAGUCUCGCCUCAUUCGGCAUGGUGUUGGCUGGCCAUCUCGACGAGGACCAUGGUGGUUCAACGUACGAAGAGAAAACAAAGACCAUAGAAAUACCGAUUAUUAAGAAAUAUGCUAUACCUAUUCCACACCCUGUACCUGUCGAGGUGCCUAAGGAGAUCAAAAUACCGGUGCCUCAACCCUAUAAGGUACCGAUCGAGAUUCCUCAUCCUUAUCCAGUCGAAGUCAUCAAGCACGUCGAAAUACCCAUUGAAAAACCCGAGCCUGUCGUCGUCGAAAAGCAUGUUCCUUACAUAGUGGAAAAACCGUACCCCGUCUAUGUGGAAAAGAAAUUCCCUGUGCCAGUGGCGAAACCAUAUCCCGUCCACGUGCCGAUUUACAAGCACGUGAUCCAUUAUACGUCUAAGGGCAAAGGGUGCGCGAGCUCACCAGUUAUGAAGCUGUUUGUGUUAGCCACCAUGGUGGCCGUGGUAUGGGCCUCCCUCGAGGAGGAGCACGGCGGAACUACCUAUCACGAGACGUCGAAACCGGUGGAGAUACCGAUCUACAAGAAAUACGCGAUACCGAUCCCGCACCCGGUGCCAGUCCCGGUCCCUCAGCAAAUUAAGAUUCCAAUACCGCAGCCCUAUCAGGUCCCCAUUGCAGUCCCACAUCCAGUCCCCGUAGAAGUCGUUAAGCACAUCGAGAUUCCGGUGGAGAAGCCGGAGCCGUACGUUGUGGAGAAAAAGAUCCCGUACGUCGUUGAGAAGCCAUAUCCAGUAACGGUAGAAAAGCACUUUCCAGUACCGAUACCUAAACCAUAUCCAGUUCACGUGCCAGUAUACAAGCACGUUUUUCACCAUCAGAGCUCAGGACAUGGCUGGAAGCAUUAA